Messenger RNA from Eremomyces bilateralis CBS 781.70, 2873 nucleotides. RefSeq lists its product as uncharacterized. NCBI's taxonomy places the organism in Eukaryota, Fungi, Ascomycota, Dothideomycetes, Eremomycetales, Eremomycetaceae. The transcript has 2 exons. The coding region runs from base 477 to 2780 and encodes 767 amino acids. The record is from RefSeq and is a predicted model, not a curated record.
AAAAACCGGAUGAACAACUCCUCGAUUCCAACUAAUGCAAAUCGGCAAUGAUAGUAACCCUGAAUCCAUCCGGGGCAGCCGGGGAUGUCGGGUCCCUUGGAGAUAAUCUUCAGCCCUGCCCUGUUCUGUUUGGAUGACCCUGGACUCCUGGAGAGGGUCUGAUUUCACUGGGAAAACGCCAACGCCACGAUUGGCCACCCUCACUAAUAUCCAGGACCAGGAUGGGAUGAGUAAACUGGUGCUAAGCAACGAGGUCAUCACCGUAAGGAACCCAGAUUAUUACUUGUUCGUCCCUACAUACUCACGAUAUGAUAUCUAAUUUCUAUUUUACUCCUUAUUUGCCUUCACCUGGCGUAUUCACGCCGUAUAGGAAAGUGUCGCUUUUGGUUACAAGUUGUCAGUUGAGUCUUAAUGUCAAUUUGACGGAUUAAUACACCCGAGGAUCCUGUACGGAGCGACCGACUCGAGUUUCCAAGAUGAAUCCUACACAUCAGGUCAACUCUGACCCCAACCACCCGGACGAAGUGCAGACCACGACCUUUUCUCCCUCAACCACGACAACUACCGGCCCUGAUGGGACUGUCACCCAGAUAUACCAUGACGACCCGACAUCUACGACGUCGCCGUCACGCAACACCCCAUCGCAGCAUGUCUCACCCAUGCCGUCUGCUCAGCAGACCCCUCCGCAAGUCGACUCCCACGCCCUGCGACCACCUCCUCACUCUCGCGAUUUCGCCACCGUUCCUCAGUCGAAUCUCCUUCAACCCGAACCCGCUCGUCCACAGCGAAGUCGCCGACCAAGUAUCCGAAUCCGACGCAUGGAAUCCGGAGCAAGCUUGAACCGACAGCCUUCCAACACCGCACAGACGCCGGCUCAAUCGGUUGCGCAACUGGAGCACAUACCCAGCGAUGGAAGCGGCGGUCGAAUAAGAAGUCGGUCGGAGCCACAGCGGCCGUCGAUGGAGCUAAUUGGGGGUCCUCGGAACAUUGCGCCUGCGAUGGAGUGCCUGCGCGAAGAAGAACCACAUACCUCGCAGCCUCAUCCUGCCUAUGUGCCCGAGUAUGGGAUACAUCGAACGCAGACGGCCCCCGAUUUUCAGGACGAUUGGGCACAACGGGAGGGAAUCCCGCCUGAGAAUCUCCAUGCCGCUCGCCAUGCAAAUCAACAUUGGGGGGGUAUUCGGAGCGCGACGCGAGGGUUUUUCGGGGGGUUCAAUCGGAGACCACAGGUUGAUUACCCGGAUAAUGCGGUAAAUGAGAAUAGUGUGCAACUUGGCGAGUAUGGGCCCGAGAUCGUCGAUUACCUUGACGUUGUUGAUCCGGAGGUGUCCACCUUGACCACGCUUACAAACGUGCAAAACUCCCUUUUCGUUCCCGAUUUGGGUGGCUGGCUUAAUCGAAGACCAACAUAUACCGUCACUCGGCCGGCCCCGGGGCCUCCUUACCAGGAACCAGAACCCGAGGGUCUACCGACAAUAUCGACAGAAGAUAUCUCAAAAAUGACAACCGCCGAACGGACACAGACCCGCGAUACCAUCAGCUCGACACUCACGGACUCGCGGUAUGCUGUCCUUCCCCACGGCAUGUCGCUCGACGGCUGGGGUCCUGGCGAGAAGGAGGAACUGAACGACCACGUGAGACACAUGCUGCAUUCACGACGAUCAAGACUCAAGCGGUCGAUGAAAGGAUUCGGCCAAUAUGUUAAACGGCCACUGGGGUUCCUCGUCACGCUGUAUGCGACGCUCAUCACCCUCUUUGGACUCGCAUGGGUGCUCUUCUUAAUCGGUUGGAUCUACCUUGGCGAUCGCCAACUCUACGUCGUCCACAUCAUCGACAGCGUGCUCGUCGCGCUCUUCGCCGUAGUCGGCGAUGGCCUCGCGCCCUUCCGCGCCGUCGACACUUACCACAUGAUCUUCAUCGCCAAAUACGGCCACAAAACAUGGGAGCUACGGAACAAGCGCGGGCUCCCCGAGCUUAAAAACAAAAACGAUUUCCCCACCCGGCAGAUCGGCGAGCCGAAGCCCGAACCCAAACCCAUCGACCCGAACGACGAUGCCGCUAUCGCCGACCAGAAGUUCAAGGAGCAACGCCACUGCGACGAGCGUGAGAAGCCCGUCGAGGAAGCCGAAUCCACGCCGCGCCGCGACUCUGACACCGACGUCGAAAACGACGCGGCGUCCAUUAAAACCGACCUGUCGUCGUGGGAAUACACAGUGCUCACACCUAAAGAACAGCAGCGGCUCUCACACCACCAGAAAAAGUUCGCGCGCUCCCACACGUUCUACAAGCCGCACGAAACACCCACGCACUACGCGUUCCCGCUCCGCUACCUCAUCGCAAUCGUCGUCCUUCUCGACUGCCACUCCCUCCUCCAAAUCUCGCUCGGCGCCUGCACGUGGGGGAUCUACUACAAAGUGCGGCCGGUCGCGAUCACCACGGUGAUCCUCUGCUUCAGCAUCGCGUGCAACAUCACGGCGGGGGUGCUGAUCUCCAUAGGGGAUCGGAAAACGCGGAAGAAGGACGUGCGGGAGCUACUGAAGCGGCAGAAGUUGACGGGGGAGGCGGUGAAGGUGAUUGAGAAGAAGAAGGAAAAGGAGAGGAGGAGGGGGGAGAGUAUGGAUGUGGAGAGGCGGGGAAAGAGUUUGGAUUUUGGGAGAAGGGGGAAGAGUGUGGAGGUAGGGAGGAGGGGCAAGAGUAUGGAUGUGCGGAGGAAGGGGGAGAUGAGUUGGGACGUUGAAAAAAGCGAUGGGGAGAGGGUGGGUGCUUAUGAGGGAACAUGAUGGAAAUGGUUUGGGAAAGUUUGAGAUGAUUCGUACAGAUGGUCUGGUAUUUAGCGUGAUUGGAUACCAUUUGUAGAUAAGACUGAGCGGGCU